AGUUUGAUCCGUUUUAUUGUUGAUCGAUUCUAUCUCUCUUUUCUCCGAUUCUGUCUCUCUCUUGGUCGAUUCUGUCUCUCUCUUUCUUCAAUAAAGGAUCUUCCUGGGCUCGAACCUGAUCCAUUCGAAGGUUCUCAGUGGGAUGGUUUAGGGUUCUUCGUUCAGUACUUGUGGGCUUUUGGAAUCGUUUUUGCGUUAAUCUCCAGUGGAAUUGCGGCGGGGACGUAUAACGAAGGUGCGACGGAUUUCAAGGAGACGCCAGUUUAUAAGGAGGCGAUGGAGUCUCGUGACCUUCUUGAUGAGGCAGAGGUAGAGGGUUUAAACUCCGAAGAUGUUUUUGAGUCUAAUCCAACUGAAGUGGCGCCUACCAUAUUUGAAGUUGAUCAUGAGCUUCUUGUGUUCGUAAUUUUACAGAAUCAAAGCGAAAAGCCAUUAUUUUACAGGUUGAUUGUAGCUAAGCCUUGGUUAGCUGAAUCUUAAACUUGUCUGAAGCUUGACAUGAAUUGCUUCUUCUUUUUUUUGCAUCACAUGCGCUCCAUUAAAGUUGGUUUAACCUUGACGACGAAUCAUCUGGAACCUCUUCGAUAAUCUCUACUCCAAAAAUAUAUUACUGCUCGGAAUAUGUUCGACAAAAUGCCUGAGAGAAACGUUUACUCGUGGAACGCUGUGAUCUCGGCCAUUGUAAAGUUAGAAGUGCAUUUUCUGAAU
Brassica oleracea var. oleracea is the source of this 708-nucleotide messenger RNA. RefSeq lists its product as uncharacterized. The record is from RefSeq and is a predicted model, not a curated record. The transcript is spliced from 3 exons. The annotation marks the transcript as partial. NCBI's taxonomy places the organism in Eukaryota, Viridiplantae, Streptophyta, Magnoliopsida, Brassicales, Brassicaceae.